AUGGAAAUCCCAACUAUAAAUUAAUUAGAUUUAAGUAUUGAUUAAUAGCAUAUAAAUUAAAGUCAACCUUAGAGUAAUAAAAAUUUAAGAGUCAAACACAAAAAUGUAAGUAUAGGUUCUAUUUUAUUCAAAUAAUUCAAUAUUUGCAGUGUCACAUUCCCAUUGUCGAUUGUGCUUCUGCUCUACUUUUGGAUUUUGUUCAUCUACUAACAAGUGAAUGACGAACUAUUUAGUUGUGUGCUCUACAGCUGCGGAGCCAAGUUUCGGCCAGAUAUUCAACACAGGAGUUAAUUUUAUCGGAUGUUGAUCUCCAUCCCUCAAUUCGGGGGAAUCAGCCACAUCAUCAUAGGGUUCGUCACCAUUCAAAUGUACGGGUACAUUGCAGAGUACAAGUACGGCAGAUUGAAGUACAGCCUCAUCCUGUUUCUGGCAGGCUACUCAAGCAAUCUGAUGAGCUCCCUCGUUUACCCCUACAGUUUAACCGUGGGGAGUUACGGGAUUGUAUUUGGAGUGCUGACACUCUACGGGUUUAUAAUCAUUUAAUAGAAAUAAUUGGGAUAAUACAAGAAAUUGAUUGUAGGCAUAUACUUUUUGGUAUUCUGCAUCAAUUUUGUUCCCAUCAUCUCAAUCAAUCAAAUUGAUAUUGCGUGCAUCUUUGGUGGUAUCCUCUCCACUCUGUUGAUGGGAAUCUUUUUUCAAAAAUUUGAUUUCCAAAGGGGAUACCUCAUCUCUUAUGCUGCUUUAACACUCUUACUAAUUUACUUGAUCAUUGGCACAACUUUGCUAUUCACGAUGGAAGUGGAGGACAUAUAAAUGAGUAGGUUUUGUUGA
Molecule: messenger RNA, 831 nt
Organism: Paramecium octaurelia
Lineage: Eukaryota; Ciliophora; Oligohymenophorea; Peniculida; Parameciidae
Source: the annotation of a GenBank genome assembly